This is a messenger RNA of Ambispora gerdemannii, 537 nucleotides long. The record is from the annotation of a GenBank genome assembly. NCBI's taxonomy places the organism in Eukaryota, Fungi, Glomeromycota, Glomeromycetes, Archaeosporales, Ambisporaceae.
AUGGUGAUAUUGAAAAACAGCUGGAUAAUUUUUCGAAGAGAUUAUGAAGCGCAUUUACGUCUACAUAAUCAACACAUCAAACAAAAAGUCAAAGAAACAGCCAAGAAAUGUAGUUUAAAGUGGCGAGAGCUAUCAAGCGAAACUAAGCAUUUCUUCAAAAUAUUAGAAAAAAUAGCUUGUGAGAAUCACAAAAGCUUAUAUCCUAAUUAUAGGUAUAGGCCAAAAAAUACAAAAGAUUCAAGCGCUAAGAAAUGGGUUUUCCGUGAACAAAAGAAAUACGCACUUACAUCGUCAUAUAAACCUAGCUCAACGAGUAACAAUUCACUUCCUCAAGAAGCAGCACAAAUCGUAAGGUCGUCCUCUUUGAAUAAUACAACGUCAACAAUUGAAUAUAGUCAUACUGCUAUCACCGCUUCAACGACCAUUGAUAAUACUCAUCUUUCCACGAUCAAUACUGAUAAUGCGGACGUCGAGAAUUCGAUCAACGACAUGUUUAAUGAAAUAAUUUCAUUGGAUCAAUUUCCUCUGUCCGGAAAU